Sporothrix brasiliensis 5110 is the source of this 3276-nucleotide messenger RNA. RefSeq lists its product as uncharacterized. Gene Ontology annotation, biological process: protein catabolic process. Gene Ontology annotation, molecular function: protein-N-terminal asparagine amidohydrolase activity; protein-N-terminal glutamine amidohydrolase activity. The transcript is spliced from 4 exons. NCBI's taxonomy places the organism in Eukaryota, Fungi, Ascomycota, Sordariomycetes, Ophiostomatales, Ophiostomataceae. The coding region runs from base 1 to 3276 and encodes 1091 amino acids. The record is from RefSeq and is a predicted model, not a curated record.
AUGAAGAUAGGUUGCCUACAAUUUGCCCCAGAGGUCGGCGAUGUCGGCAACAACCUCAACCGGGCCGACGACAUCCUCAACAAGGCGCAGAACAUCGAGGACAUUGACCUUCUUGUGCUCCCUGAGCUGGCUUUUACCGGCUACAACUUCCGGUCCUUGAGCGAAAUCAGCCCUUUUCUAGAACACUCCGGCCGGGGCAUCAGCGCAUUGUGGGCGCAGACGACCGCGCUCAGAUUGAACUGCAAUGUCAUCGUCGGCUACCCCGAAACAGUCGACGUGUCCCACAAGUGGCCGGCCUCGCCCGAGUUCUACAAUGCCGCCAUCGUCGUGAGCAAGGACGGCGAAACCAUUGGCAACUACCGCAAGUCGUUUCUCUACGCCGUCGACGAGACGUGGGCACUCGAAGGUCAGGAUGGCUUCUUCGAAGGCCACAUCGACGGGCUCGGCGAUGUUGCCAUGGGCAUUUGCAUGGAUUUGAAUCCCUAUAAAUUCGAGGCGCCAUGGCAUAACUUUGAGUUUGCCUUUCACGCCCUCGAGAUCAAGGCGAACCUGGUCAUCGUCACCAUGGCAUGGCUCACACGCGAAAAUGCUGAAACAAUUUCAGAAAUCCCGCAAGAGCCUGAUUUCCAGACCCUCGAAUACUGGGUGCAACGCCUGGAGCCCCUCAUCCGCAGAGGGUCCAGAGAGGAGAUCGUUGUCGUCUUUUGUAACCGAUGUGGCAUGGAAGGCGAUGCCGUCUACGCAGGCACGAGCUCUGUCAUCGGUAUCAAGAACGGCGAGGUCAACAUCUAUGGUGUCCUCGGCCGCGGCCUGAAGGAGGUGCUCGUGGUUGACACGAACAACCCACCCCUCGCCAAGCUGCUCAGAACCAGCCAUGGCCGGCGGCCUGGUGCUGCCGAAAGUGACGGAUACGACUCAAAUCAGAGCAUUGCAGGAUCCUCGCCAAAUGUCUCUCGGAAAUCGACACCAUUUCCGCCAAGACAAGCAUUUCAUCCGUUUCGUGGCGAUGGUGCCUCCGAGGAGCACGAUGGUGGAGCAGCUCAAGGAACACAGAACGAAGACGUUGAUGAUGCCUGGGAGAUUAUGUCGACCGCUGCAUCGCACGGGUCCGCUCCCAGCCUCUAUUCUCACUCGGGGGCUAUGCCGCCGAGAAACCAGAUGCCCAGACUCGAGCUGCAAAUACCGUACAGCACGGGGACUGCCGGAUCCCUGUCAAAGUUAAACGACUCUCGUCACGCCACGCAGAACCGGCAAGGAAAGCCUCCUGCUGUUGUGGCAGGCGAUGUCCUCACUCCCACUGCUCCCAGCCCAACGCCCAUGUCUGUGAGGCCUUAUUUCAACACGCCAGAUGUGAAGCCCUCAUCUACACCCGCGAAGACAGACGGCAUUGCGCACGGAGACGUUACUGUCAAGGCGAGAAGGUCCUAUACGUCCGAGACACCACCACCGAGAUCCGGAACAAAGGAGAAAGCGCGCGGCCCAACCUCGGCCUCUGGAGCAUCGCCCCUUCGCCCACUUAAGGAGGAAAGCACUCAAAUCAGCACGCCAGAUCCCAGAGACCAUGCGGUAGCCAACAAACAGCCGCAUAGACAAGUGAACGGCGUCGACAAGCAAAGCAAUCUCAAAACCGACCCUAAAAAGACCCAUCGUCCAAGAGCCUCGUCGCUCUCAACAAAAGCAGACCAAACCAGGUCACAAGCACCUGUGUCGGUAACCCCUGCAAUUAUGAGCGCCAUCCCCACGUCCACGACGUACGAUUCGAUUUGGGCCGAUGUUCGUCGCAACCUGGACGUUCCAGACAGUGGCUCCAAAAGAGAUUCCAUGUUCUGCCAGCCCGACUUGGACGACGUCAUCCUCUUCGGGUGGCCAUUUUCUCAGAUGGAGAGUCAAGAGGAGGAAUCGAUCUCUCAGGCUCAAGAGGAAUUUUCUCGUUUAGUACAUGCCAGCAACAAAUUGUCGUCAUCUGCCAUGUUUAGCCCGUCUGCUCACCCUGAGCACCCUGAGCACCCAUCGUCUGCAAGGCCCAGCAACGCAACCGCCUCCCGAUUCUCCAGAGGUUCCGACAAGGCCAAUCUGCGUCGGAGCAUGAGCCAAUCACACAUGGCCAGCCUUUUCUCGACCAGUCCUACUGACCUCCGUCAACAGACGGUCUCGCACUCACGGACACGGCGAUCUGAGCUUCCAAUCCAUCUUCGGUCAGAAGAAGCCACAGAUCUCAGCCCAUCUUCCCGGUCUGGACACAGCCGGCAGUCAUCCGAGUCGAGAUAUCAAUUGGACCCUAGUUACAUAGAGGCGUGGCGAGCGAACUCUCCAAAUGUGUACUCAUCAACCCCGACCGGAAACAACACGCCCUCUCAACGAGCAAGCGGGUCGGGCACACGCAUCAAGCAGCCAUUGCGCCCCGUCAGCCGAGGCCGCCAACCCACUUCCCAAGGACAUGCGGCCAGCGGUACUGGCACGCUGACGAAACCAGGUCCCAAUGGACAAUCCAGGCGCACGUCGGGCAGUAUGGAUCGCGGAAGACAGAUUUCGAGCAGUCGAGCAACUGCGUCCGUUUCUCGGUCGGCAUUGUCGUCAGCUCUACCAUCGCGUGAUCAGUCCCAGUCCACCAACUCAUCAUCAUCUUGGCUUCUCGGAACACCUCCAUUGGCACACACGCAGCCGCCCUUGGAUCCUGGCGACGAGAUUAUCGCAAUGAUCAACGUCAUCCGGAACGGCUGUCCGACCCAUGACUCAAGAGCCCCGUCUCUCGAGCCGCAGUCACAACGUCAAACGAUGAAGCAUGAUCGGAGUCAAAGUCAGACCCAAAACAGGAGUCAGGCCCAGGGCCAAGGCCAAGACCCGAGGCAAAGUCGGCAGUCUUCGCAGCAGCGGGAACAGCCAGUGUGGCAGCAGCAGCGACAAGGGACGACCGGGAUCCGGGCAUCGAACCAGCAGCAACCGCCAUCGCAGCAACUCCUUUUGCAGCAGCAGCAGCAGCAGCACCAACAACAACAACAACAACAACAACAACAACAACAACAACAACGGCAUCCUUCACAAGCGCCCACGGCACAAGGCGACAACGCCCAGGAGCCGAUUUAUGAAAUUAUUUUGCCGCCCCAUCUUCGCGAGCUGGUGGAGACGAUGUCGAGCCCAGACCCCCGUGCCGAGUCAGCGACGUAUGCACUCGAUUCCAAGAGACACGAUCGCGCUGCGCCGAAAUUCAAUCCUCCUACCCCGACCGCUAUGAAAUUCGACACAAAUGAGGAAGAGGGCACGCCAGCAGCUGCUUGA